Molecule: messenger RNA, 990 nt
Organism: Trypanosoma rangeli
Lineage: Eukaryota; Euglenozoa; Kinetoplastea; Trypanosomatida; Trypanosomatidae
Exons: 1
Coding region: 1-990 (329 amino acids)
Source: RefSeq, a predicted model, not a curated record
AUGACGUCAUGUAGUCCGUUUCUGGAGGCGGCCGCGGCGUUUAUCAAGAACAUCGUUGCCGUCGGUGUCUGCAGUAACGAGGGAUGCCUCAAUGCAUUUAACCCUACCGCCUUUGGUUUACCGUUUGGGCUGCACCACGGCGGUAUCCCUGUGACGCCGCCAAACACUGCGUCACUCGAGGCGGCCAUUGCGGCCGAAGUUUUUCCGCUCGGAACGAUGGGACGGCGGUUAUGUAGUUCCCCCAUACAGCUUGGUGUCACGCUGGAGGAGUAUAUCACGGGACUUUUUACCACAGUUCAGCACCAAUUUGGAUGCAGCAUGGAUACUAUUUUGCAUUGUCUCUGGAUUGUGGAACGCAUUCAGACGAGAAACAUACUGGUUCAGCAGAAAAGUAUUAUUUCCCUACGGAGUAUCUCUCAGUGCAGACGCGGUGGUGAGGACAUUCACCUGUAUGCGAGUGAGGGCACGCAAGACGUUGCUUUGACUGCGAGGUGGGUACAUGACAAUGACGGUAUGCUGCCCGACGACAGCUGCCAACAUGCCCCUCUUUGUUCUUCUAUGUCGUCUGAAGUGCGUUCAAUGGGACCUGUGUCGGAUGUUGCUGAUGAUGACUCUCUGUGUUACGCAUGUGCUGGAAGCCCCGUGUUUAGUCUGCAGUUUUGGAACGUGCAGCUUUUCAUUACCGCCUCGCUGCUGCUUAGUCUGAAGGUCGGUGAAGAUAAAUUCGCCGAAACCGAUGGUGAAGCGCUAACCGUCCAGCUCGCCGCGCUAGGCGGGUGUGACACGAAUGUGCUUCUCUGUGCUGAGCGCUGCGUGUGCGACCUUCUUUGGGACGAACUGAGCGUCACAACAAAAGGGCUGGAAAGCGUCAUGCGUCGUCUCGGAAUGCGAUCCCUUGCUCGCCGACCACACCCCGUCCCACCAGGAGGGCCAACAAACGUCACAGCAGCCACGAACGGGGAAGAAGAGGCAAGCAUCAUGUCCUACUAG